Alligator sinensis (Chinese alligator) is the source of this 474-nucleotide messenger RNA. RefSeq names its product HLA class I histocompatibility antigen, A-74 alpha chain-like. NCBI's taxonomy places the organism in Eukaryota, Metazoa, Chordata, Crocodylia, Alligatoridae. The record is from RefSeq and is a predicted model, not a curated record. Gene Ontology annotation, biological process: positive regulation of T cell mediated cytotoxicity; immune response; antigen processing and presentation of endogenous peptide antigen via MHC class Ib. The transcript is spliced from 2 exons. Gene Ontology annotation, cellular component: external side of plasma membrane. Bases 43 to 474 code for a protein of 143 amino acids.
ACACAGACAUUGCAUCUGGAAGUGCCGCAGGAAGCUGCUGCGAUGGUGGCGUCAGGCUCCCAGCUGCUGCUCCUGCUGCUGCUCCUGGGCGCUGCGGCCGUCCCAGGAGCCAGCGCCGGCUGCCACUCCUACCGGCAUUUCUACACGGGGGUGACAGAUCCUGGCUGGGACGUGCCUGACUUCACUGCCAUGGGCUAUGUGGAUGACCAGCAUAUUCUCCACUACGACAGCGAGACACAGAGACAGGAGCCACGCGGGGACUGGGUGCAGGGGGCCGUCGGCCCCUACUUCGGGGACACAGAAACCAUGCGCUUGCGGGGCUGGCAGGACAGAUUUAAGCGGAACCUGCUCACGCUGCGGCAUCGCUACAACCAGACCAGGGGCGAGUGUGAGCAGGCAGGUGUGGGCAGGAGGCCGAGGGGCCUUGGGGACUGGGUGACUGAUGAGGGCAUCGGGGAAGCACCUGCCCAUUAG